AUGUACAAUGCAUCCAUCGCGUACUGUAGUCACGUUCCGGUGACUGAGACCGAGGCUCUGUCCACGUCGCUGAUGGGCAUCUUUGAGAAGAGACGGUUUGUAAAGUUUUUGUCCUGGGCCGUCCAGUACAAAGAAGAGGACAAAAAGACCUGGCAGGGCCUCGACCCACACCGCCAUACCAUGCAAGCCGUGUUCGACCAUUUUGGACUGGACAACAACACCGCCGAUUUCACAGGCCAUUCCAUCUGUCUGUACCGUGACGAUGACUACAAGAAGAAGUCCUUCCGCGAUGCUGUAGAGAAGAUCAAGCUAUACCAGUCCUCUCUGGCCCGCUACGGCAAGUCCCCUUAUAUCUACCCCCUAUACGGUCUAGGCGAGAUGCCCCAGGGGUUCGCACGUCUGUCGGCCGUGUAUGGGGGUACCUACAUGUUGGACACACCUGUGGACGAAAUUGUUAUGGAGGAGGGCAAGGUUGUGGGCGUCAAAUCCGGCGACAAUGUCAUCAAGACGAAGAUGGUCAUAGGGGACCCUUCAUACUUCAGUGGCCGUGUUAAGAAGACCGGUCAAGUGGCCCGGUGCAUCUGCAUCCUGAAUCACCCCAUCAAUAACACCAACAACUCGGAGAGUUGCCAAAUGAUCAUUCCUGCCAACCAAUGCAAUCCCCCCCCGUCGUAA
Sphaeroforma arctica JP610 is the source of this 675-nucleotide messenger RNA. RefSeq lists its product as hypothetical. The coding region runs from base 1 to 675 and encodes 224 amino acids. NCBI's taxonomy places the organism in Eukaryota, Ichthyosporea, Ichthyophonida. Gene Ontology annotation, cellular component: cytoplasm. The record is from RefSeq and is a predicted model, not a curated record. Gene Ontology annotation, molecular function: Rab GDP-dissociation inhibitor activity. Gene Ontology annotation, biological process: small GTPase-mediated signal transduction; protein transport; vesicle-mediated transport. The transcript is spliced from 5 exons.